Messenger RNA from Colletotrichum destructivum, 2841 nucleotides. RefSeq names its product Putative Zinc finger C2H2-type. Gene Ontology annotation, molecular function: RNA polymerase II cis-regulatory region sequence-specific DNA binding; DNA-binding transcription factor activity, RNA polymerase II-specific. Bases 662 to 2515 code for a protein of 617 amino acids. Lineage: Eukaryota; Fungi; Ascomycota; Sordariomycetes; Glomerellales; Glomerellaceae. The record is from RefSeq and is a predicted model, not a curated record. Gene Ontology annotation, biological process: regulation of transcription by RNA polymerase II. The transcript is spliced from 3 exons.
AGCAACGCGGCUCGUGGUGGUCGGGUCUAUAUCAGUCGUGAAGCCCCCAAGGCCCUUCAUGAUUAUCUCUCGCCCCCAUCAGUCUUUACAAUUGUCAACCAUCAAUCAUAUCAGUCUCAAGUCUCUGGCUUCACACGGCACACACGAGACGACGACGACGACGAAAUAUCGAGGAAUACAUUACACUCUCCCCUCUACCGUCUUUGCCUCAACCCUUCUCCGCACCAGACCCGGAGUGUUAUCAAUCCCUUCUCUCCGUGACCAGUCGCCUCGCUCUCGUGGACGCCGUUGCCAAACCAUUGCACGCUUGGAGACAGGUUGGACGAGGAUAGCAUACGCAAAAGACUUGAAAAGGCAUUUGCCAAUCAUUCAAGACGUCGGCAUCUCACAGCGCGGAACCGCCGCGGGCAUGAACAUUGCUGCAGUAGCAGUGACGGCAUAAGGUACAGCGAGAGUGUGGCUUUGCUCGGGCAAGGCGACAGUUGCGAAGCAGCUAUCCAUCCGCAUACUCUACCUACCCUACUCCAGAUCAUAUAACAUCGCUUUGCAACCGCCAACUUGAUCAGUUUUGACCGGCAACUACCGGUAACGCGCCCACCUCACCCACAACAACGGAAGUCAAAAAGGACAUCCCUAUUACUUCCUUAAAAUUCUUUCCAAAAUGGUCUCGUUGGAUCAAUCAUAUACCAUGCUCCCGAAGCACAUGGGCUCCGAGCACGACGACUACAUCCUUUACCCCGAGCCGCCGCAGGGAGUCUUCGGCUCAACACCCAUGGAGAUGGCCGUCCCUGCCGACGCCUCCUACAUGUACCCGACCUCGAUGGCCAUGGACGCUGCCUCGCUCUACGACAACAACUUUAUGUACCAGGGUCGCACAUCGCCCGGUCUCUACGAGGACGCUGACUUCCAAUUGCCCUCAUCUAACUUGUCCAUCGCCUCAGCUCCCUCGGCGGCCUCAUCAAACGUCGGCUCACCGCAAUCCCAACACGACCAGCCGGCGCCCAUCCACGACUGGGCGCAUCCCGGCAUCGCCGUGACCCCUGGCAUCGUGCCCCACGACUACUACAACACCACGGGCACCGAGUACUCGACCUACGGCGGCCCAGGCAUGGAAGACUUUGCGGCCUUCGACUUUGCCAACACCAAGCCCCCGGGUUUCGUGGACCCUUCUCUCAUCCACCCCGAUAUCAGCCGGCCCAUGGCCAUGAACGGCUUCCACCACAACCCUAACCAGUAUCCCGCAUCACCGGCCCUCUCCGCCUCAUCGCAGUCCAUGGUUCGUAACGGCAGCCAAUCGCCAUUCCUCCAUAACGGCUUCCAGCAGCAACAGCACUUCAGCCCCUACGCCACUCCUGCGGACGCCCGCCGCCCCAGCCUGCACUCGUUUCCUUCCACGUACUCGGACGGCAACAAUUACAGCGGCGACGAAGGCAGGGAGAAGCAGAGAUGCCCCCACCCCGAGUGCGGCAAGACCUUCAAGGACUUGAAGGCGCACAUGCUCACACACCAGAACGAGCGGCCCGAGAAGUGUCCCAUCGUGACGUGUGACUAUCACGUCAAGGGCUUCGCGCGGAAGUACGACAAGAACCGCCAUACUCUGACGCACUACAAGGGCACGAUGGUGUGCGGCUUCUGCCCGGGCUCGGGCUCCGCGGCCGAGAAGUCGUUCAACCGCGCUGACGUCUUUAAGCGUCACCUGACGGCCGUCCACGGCGUCGAGCAGACGCCGCCCAACAGCCGCAAGAAGAGCACCGGCACCAACAGCGGCAAGAAACUCGCCGGCUACCCCCCCGACGCGACCGGCAAGUGCUCGACGUGCUCGCAGACAUUCUCCAACGCCCAGGAUUUUUACGAGCACUUGGACGACUGCGUGCUGCGCAUCGUGCAGCAGGAGGACCCCUCAGAGGCUAUCAACGCGAAACGGCUGGCCGAGGUGGAGGACGACAAGGAGGUGCACCAGACUCUGGAGAAAAACCAUCUGCCGACGCAGACGCAGAUGGCUUCGACAGGGGCUUCGACAGGGGAGGAUGAGGAUGACGAGGACAUGGUCGAGGACGAGGAUGAGGAGGACAGCAAGCCUCGCCUCAGCUCGCCCUCCAAGAGGAAGGGCAACCCCGUCAACGGGGUGCAGAAGUCACGCGGCCUCACGCACUCGCGGGGCGGGGCGCCGAUGCUGGUUAAGGCCAAAGGUCGCAAGAACCGCCGCGAUUAUCCGUCGUCGUGGGGCUUUGACAAGGGCCAGAUGACGAUGAAGAAGCGUGUCAUGGCCGUGUUCGACGGUCCCCGGCGGCUGGCCAAGGACGACAUGAUGCUGUCGACGGAUCAUGAGGUGCGCGUCAAGCUAUCAGACGGCAACAGCUACGUGACGGACUUGGACAUGCAGACGCUGAAGCGGGCCGAGGGCUUCCUCGGCGCGACAGAGGAGGAGAAAGGGCCGUGGAUCUCGGACGACCCGACCGAGGAACAGAUCCGGCAGAUGCACGAGAUGCUCGAGAGCUGCCACGCGGCUCAGUAAUGGCAGGAGGUGGUGGAUGUUUGUCUGCGCUUGUUUGUUUGUGCGUGCGUGUCAUUUGCAACACUUGGAUUCAUGGAAGCGAAACGGGCGAGGACAUUCCUCUCGGUUAUGAAAGGAAAAGCAUAACUGGCGCAGAAAUUUGGCGAUACUUCUGGAUGGGGGAGGCGUGUGGUUUACCGAGGCAGUUUGUUUGGGCACGAUGAUGCUCACGACUGGGACGGACAGGCUCAUGUGUUUGCACCAGGAAAAGGUGUAUUAUUGAUUGACAGAUACCCUAUAUACCCAGACCGACGACGGUUUGAUGGUAUAGUACGAGAUGCUUCUCU